GUUGCACAUGUACACACUGCAAAGUUGUGAAGCGCUAGCUAACAGUGUGCCGAUAUGGCGGAGAACACCUUGACAGUGACAGUUGCUUAUGGCACAACCAAACACAGCAUCACUUUAACAGGUCAAGAUGGACAUGAACCACUGUUAAAGGAUUUGUGUGAGGCGCUGACAGAAGCCACAGGAGUACCAGCACCAUCCCAGAAAAUCAUAUUUAAAGGGAAGUCAUUGAAGGAAAUGGAGGAGCCGCUAUCUGGCUUUGGAAUAAAGCAGGGUUGUAAAAUGAUGAUGAUUGGAAAGAGGAACAGCCCUGAGGAGGAAGCUGAGCUUAAAAAACUUAAAGACAUUGAAAAGUCAGUGGAACAAACCGCUAAGAAGCUUGAGAAGGUGGACGGGGAACUCACUGGACUGAAGAAUGGAUUUCUUGCGAAGGAGUUGCAGGCUGAGGCGCUAAACAAACUGGACCAAAGAGUGAAAGUUGCUGCCGAACAAUUCAUGAAGAUCCUUGAGGAAAUAGAUGGAAUGAGCUUGCCUGAGAGUUUUAGCGAUUGCAGGAUGAAGAAAAAGGGACUUGUGAAAACUGUUCAGGGGUACUUAGCGCAGUGUGACAAAGUUGAAGCUGGAAUAUCAGAUCACCUGGCCAAGAUCCAGACAAAAAACUUAGCCUUAGCAGAGUGAUGGUGAACAAAGACCGGAGGCAUCAGCAGUAAAUGUUGCUGCUCUGUGGGCGACUGAAAAUUCUCACUGAGAGCUUUGGCACUGGAGGUGGUCCUGCAGUUCAUCUAAACCCCAUGACCCACACACGCACCUCUCAUACAGAGAACAACGGGCGGCAUUUCAGACAUUUUCUUAUCAGUUUAGAUCUUUCACAGUAAAUAUUGGAAACACUUAUGGCUUAUGACAGGUUUAAUGAUGGAUGAGUUUCAAAAAUCUAGACCACACUUUUUGGCCUUUUAACUUUGUUACCUAGCUUAAGUUUGACAGAUAUUUGGAUUCAUAGUCGUAUUACUUUGGUCAAAUGAAGAAAACAAAGAAUAAUAAUGGUGCUGGAAGAAUGUCCUUUCAUGAUUUCAUUAAAUGAUGUAAUUCAAUACAUAACUCACCCUGGUGUGAAACUUUUAGAUUAAAAAACUUAUUCUAUUUAUUAAAAGGGUGGAAUUGUUCAAAGCAAAGGAGUGUAGCUUGAUAGUCCUCGUUUUAUUUUAUCAUUAUUAAAUCUCAGGGUGCUUCAAACCACUGGUGGUUUUCUCCAUCGAUUUAUGUCUCCAAUGUUGUUCUGAAGUAAUUGAGAGAAAUUAAACAUUUGAAGACA
Molecule: messenger RNA, 1309 nt
Organism: Danio aesculapii
Lineage: Eukaryota; Metazoa; Chordata; Actinopteri; Cypriniformes; Danionidae
Gene: bag1
Product: BCL2 associated athanogene 1
Exons: 7
Coding region: 55-675 (206 amino acids)
Biological process (GO): protein stabilization
Cellular component (GO): nucleus; membrane; cytoplasm
Molecular function (GO): adenyl-nucleotide exchange factor activity; protein-folding chaperone binding
Source: RefSeq, a predicted model, not a curated record